UAUUGUUAGGGCUAAUGUAAAAUAACAGAUGAUAAAAAUCAUAAUCCAUGGGAAAACAAUUAGUUUGAAGUUUGUAAUUUAUUAUUUAUAAUAAAACAUUCCAAUUUACAUUUGUUGUUGUAGGGUUAGUUUGCCUUUAAAGCUUACUCCAAGAUGCAUCCAUUCACUUUGCGGAUUCGGGGAAAGAAGCAAAAAGCAGAUAAAGAUGACUCCACAACCUCUUCAAAGGAAAAAAAGAAGAAGAAAAUGCCUCUACCAUACACAUUGCGGAUUAGGUGCCUGAAUUGAACCCUGGAUGAGGGUGCCUGAAUCGAACCCUGGAUGAGGGUGCCUCCACAAGCACUGCUCCGCUACCUUCAAAGGGAAAAACACAAAAUUGGAGAGACCAUGCAAAACAAAGCCAACCUGAGAAGUACGAGAAGAUGAAGAAGAAUGCUAAGAUGUACAGUAGUUACUACCGUCUAUCCUGUGCCACUGCCGAGGAAAAGCUGAAAAAGAGAAAUCUAAGUAAAGAAGAAAGAGAAGAGGCUGAGAUGUGGUAUGAAAGAAAACAACGUUGCAAUGAGGGAUCAAGGAAAAGGAUGGCAAAGAUGAAUGCAGGAAAAAGAGCUGAUGAGAAGAAAGGCAAAGCUAAAAAAGCCAUGACAAGAAGAGAAUAUGAUAAAAAAAAAAAUUAUGAAACUGAGAGGAAGCAAAAAUAUCGUGCUAAGAAAAGUACGGCAGAGACGGCCAAGAUUAACGAGCAAAGACGAGAAAAAUAUGCAAUUGUGAGAGAAAUGAAGGUUCAAGGAAUGGAAAGAAAGAUGAAAGAGAUGGAACAGAAGUUGAAAGAUCAGGAGGACCAGUUGCGAGCAAAAGAGAGAGAGUUGCUCGAACGGACCACAAUGCUGCAGAACAGAAAUAAUGAUUUAGGCGAAGACGCUAUUGACAUACGGUCAAAUGAUGCCAGGCGAAAGAGCCUUCAACGCGCCAGAGGAGCUAUGCCACAACGGAGGUCGCAUUUUGUUUCCACAACAAUUGACCUUGUAGAGAAAGCUUCACCAAGGAAAACUGCCGCACUAAAAAAGGCGGGAAUAACAGGCAGAAAUCCAUUACAUGAUGGAGUGAUGAAAGCCCUUGGCGAUGUCUUUUCAGGACCAAGAAAUUCUCCACAACGGAAGCAUAUUGCCAUGUCUCUCAGUGCCCUAAAAAAUGUCAAGCAACAAAGGAAGGCUGCAAGACAUUUUGGUUGUAGCCGCAAACUUCUGCAAAGAGCAAGGAAACAAUCAGCCGGCCGAAAAGGUAUCCCAUCGGAAAGGGUUAAACUCAUCGGAAAUUUCUACCAAGCCAACUCAAAUCCUUUGCCUGAUAAAAAAUUUGUAAGCAAAAAAACCUACAAACCAAGACAUCUAAUGGAAUCAACAGUUGCAGAUUUGUACCAUAAAUACAAGAAAAUGCAUCCAGAUCAGCCAGUAAGUGCAGGGAUCUUCUACAGUCUCAGACCCAAAAAUGUAAAAACUAAAGCACAAGCGAAGUAUGUUGGCUGUCUCUGUGAGUACUGUGAAAAUAUAAAUCUCAAAAUAGAAGCAGUCAACAGCAUCCACAAGGGAACCUUCAAAGAUGGAUAUGACGUUAUCAGAACAACGAUGUGCCCCAAGCCACCAGGGUGUGACUUUAACCAUCCCUCAUGUAUCACAAGAAAAUGUACGAAAUGUGGUGUUGAUAAAAUGGAUCAAAGACUUCAUCCUAUACUUGCAGACCCUAACAAAAGCAUCAAGUGGAAACGAUGGACCAUGGUGACAACAACGUGUUUCACCAAAAAGGGAACGAAACAAGUAAAAAAAAGAAAGCCUAUCGAAAUGAAGGGAACUGCCAUGGAUUUGGUAACAGAACUCAAGACUGAGAUUCACCCAUUCAGCGAGCACUUAUUCAACAAAGACUGGCAGAAUAAUCAACAAAAAAAUCUGCUCAACAACAUACAUAUGGACGAGGUGUUGGGGGUGUACGAUUUUGCAGAGAAUUUCAAAUGCGAACACCAACGGGAAGUACAAAGCGCCUACUACGCCCAAGAUUCAGCAACAGUACACCCUGUUGUCACCUAUUAUUCCUGUCCAAAAUGUCUGAAAUCAGUAAGGGAAAGUAUCAUUAUCAUCAGCGAUGAUUUGAACCACGACUACCACCUGGUUAAUACUUUUCAUAGAAAAGUUACAAACCAUUUGACUGCAACAAGAGGCUUGAUGAUUACAAAGUUUUACCGGUUUUCAGAUGGUUGUAGUUGUCAAUAUAAGAGCAAGGGGCCCAUUUCGGAUAUCAGCUACGGAAGAGAAGAUUUUGGGCACACGAUCCACCACAACUAUUCAGGCACAAGACAUGGCAAAGGUGCCAGCGAUGGGGAAAGCGGAGUGGUGAAGAGAAAAGCAGCGGAAGCCGUCAAAGCUGGAACUGCCAUCAUCAGCACCCCAAAGCAAUUGUAUGAUUAUCUUGAAGGCAAUGUAACAAAAGAUGCUACCGAGGACCAGUGCUGCACUUCAUUUAGGAGAUCUGUUCUUUUUGUAAAGCAUGAAGAAGUUUUGCGAAAGCGGCAAGACAGGGCAAUAAGAACAGUCCCGGGAACAAGGAAGUUCCAUAGUAUCAAGAGUGUGAAGGGAGGACGAGUUGCUACCCGGAAUCUCUCCUGUUUCUGCGAUUCGUGUCUUGGAGUACAUGGUGGCACUGGCAGAUGUGUAAAUGCAGCAUAUGUACAUCCUUGGAAGGAGGUUAAACUUAAGAACGGAAAAACAGGAGAAGAAGAUACUGCCCUCCACGCAAGUGAAGAAGAUACUGCCCUCCACUCAGGAGAAGAAGAUUCUGCCCACCCCACAGGAGAAGAAGAUACUGCCCACCCCACAAGCAUGACGGGAGAAGAAGAUACUGCCCUCCACUCAGGAGAAGAAGAUUCUGCCCACCCAACAGGAGAAGAAGAUACUGCCCACCCCACAAGCAUGACGGGAGAAGAAGAUACUGCCCUCCACACAGGAGAAGAUUCUGCCCUCCACACAGGAGAAGAAGAUUCUGCCCUCCCCACAGAAGAAGUUGUAGCACAUCCACAUGAUGAUAAUAUCAAAGAUGGAGCCAAUUUGUUAACAACCAUUGGUGCACAAGAUUUUGUUGCAGUAAGGGUAACUAGUACUGGAAGAAGAGCAAGAUCAGAUGAAUUACAUGUAGCACAGGUAGCAUCUGUACCUGAAGAUGGGUCAUACAGUCUCUCGUACAUGGUCAAAGCAAAGGGUAGCAACCAAUACACCUGGUCGCAGGGUGACGAAGUAUUUUUUCUGCAGCCCAUCACCGACAUCGUUGCAAAGCUUGAUGCACCAGAGCCUGUUGCUGUCGGGUCACGCUUGUUUUUUAAAUUUAACUUGAAAGGUGCUGAAGAACUUUUCAGUGCAAAGUAAAACAAGACAAAAAUUACAUUGUUGAAUAGGCCGCUUUCCUGUUCUAUUAUGAGACCAUUUGUGUCCGGGCCUUCUGUGAAUUGCAGGUUAUCAACUCCUUUAAUUUCAAAGAAAUUUCUUCAGCUUGGUGAUCCAAUUUUGAAUCAUCAGUCUCAAAAUUUGAAAGAGUAAUUCCAAAUUAAACAAUUAAAAAAAGAGUUAAUCAAAAUUCAACUAAACAAAGUGUUA
This is a messenger RNA of Asterias rubens (European starfish), 3638 nucleotides long. RefSeq lists its product as uncharacterized. Bases 423 to 3410 code for a protein of 995 amino acids. The record is from RefSeq and is a predicted model, not a curated record. The transcript is spliced from 4 exons. NCBI's taxonomy places the organism in Eukaryota, Metazoa, Echinodermata, Asteroidea, Forcipulatida, Asteriidae.